UCGGUGAUACAUUUGGUCCCGUUUUCUAUUCACUUUGCUAUUUGAUCUAAAGGCAAUCGGACGUUUUUCCUGUAUUUAACAAGUACUUUCAGUAUGUCCAAAGUUUUAACGAUGGUGCUUCGUUGUGUCGUCGCCUUUUUAGCCGUUACUUGUUCACAGGCCCAGAAUCAAUAUCAAAACGAGGAUGGAAAUUUCCAAAACAACCAAGAUUCUAUGCAACCACAAUUCCCAACUUCCAACAACAACCAGCGAGGAGGCCCUGGAGUCAAUUUUCAAAGUGACUUUCGAAAUGCGUUGGUAGAGCAACGUGGGCGUCUCGCAAAAGUUAUUGAAGAUCGCAAUGGGGUUAUCGAGGAGCAUAUAUACCUUAAAGUUGGCAAAAACAAACCACAUUACAUCGAUAUAGAGUCUUUGUUCUCACGAUAUAUCAAUACCGAUAAAAAGGGUCCAUCCGUAAAACACAGCCCCGGUCAAAAUGAAGAAUUUAACAGCAGUUCCAACGCUCUUGAUUUGUUCGAUAUCCUUGAUGAAGAGAACAGUGGCGGCGAAGCUACUACGCCAACACUGCUUUACAUUACAUUAGCCUUGAUUAUUUGUCGCAUGCAUAUAUAGUAGAGUCUACACAAUAUUUGAUCAACAAGUAGCAAAAACUAUUUUUGCCUUAAUACGAAAAUUAAUUCACUCAAAAAUAAAUAAUUAAAAACGUCUGUUAAAGUCACGAGUCGUUUUCAGUAAAAUUUCUAGCAAAGAUGUCUAAUAUGAGAAUUUUCAUUUAAAACCUACGAAUAUUACAUAGAAAUUAUACAACGUCUAUAGAGACGAGAAAUUAGACUCAAAUAAAAUUAAUCUAGAAAUAUAUACAAAAACUGAAAAACUAUCGAAAUUUAUAUCUACUACUUAUUUGUUCAACUACUUAUUGUAAUUAAUACUAAAAGACGAAUAUAGGCACUGAGACAAUGUAACUUUUUACUCUACGUCCCAAAUAAAAAAAAAGAUAAUUA
Molecule: messenger RNA, 1001 nt
Organism: Pieris rapae (cabbage white)
Lineage: Eukaryota; Metazoa; Arthropoda; Insecta; Lepidoptera; Pieridae
Exons: 9
Coding region: 94-612 (172 amino acids)
Source: RefSeq, a predicted model, not a curated record